Molecule: messenger RNA, 2202 nt
Organism: Ochotona princeps (American pika)
Lineage: Eukaryota; Metazoa; Chordata; Mammalia; Lagomorpha; Ochotonidae
Gene: FMO4
Product: flavin containing dimethylaniline monoxygenase 4
Exons: 10
Coding region: 215-1876 (553 amino acids)
Molecular function (GO): flavin adenine dinucleotide binding; N,N-dimethylaniline monooxygenase activity; NADP binding
Source: RefSeq, a predicted model, not a curated record
UUUUUUUAAAUGCAAGUGUUAUCCUUGGCUGUCAGCCUUGAGAAGCAAUUUAAGUAUCUGUUUAUGCUGACAAGAGAGAUCCCAGCAGAAAUCUGACAACACCAGACCUCAAACCAGAAAGUGAACUGCUCUUAUUGGCAGAGGCAAUUUGUAUUUGGUUGAAAACUGCCCAGACUUCCUACUCCCCAACCUGAAGAAAAUUACAGAGUCUACCAUGGCCAAGAAAGUUGCAGUGAUUGGAGCUGGUGUGAGUGGCCUGACCUCUAUUAAAUGCUGCUUGGAUGAGGACCUGGAGCCCACCUGCUUUGAAAGAAGUAAUGACAUCGGGGGACUAUGGAAAUAUACUGAAACUUCUGAAGAUGGGAUGACCAGAGUCUACUGGUCAUUAGUGACAAAUGUCUGCAAGGAAAUGUCAUGUUAUAGUGACUUCCCCUUUCAUGAAGAUUAUCCGAAUUUCAUGAUCCACUCAAAAUUUUUGCAAUAUCUGCAAGAAUUUGCUGAACACUUUAACCUCCUGAGAUAUAUUCAUUUUAAGACCACUGUGUGCAGUGUAACAAAGCGUCCAGACUUCUCCACAACUGGCCAGUGGGAGGUUGUCACAGAGACAGAGGGCAAGCAGCAAAGAGCUGUUUUUGAUGCUGUCAUGGUUUGCACUGGAAAAUUCCUGAGUCCCUGUUUACCUCUGAAGUCCUUUCCUGGAAUCCAGAAAUUUAAAGGAAAGGUCCUGCACAGUCAAGAAUACAGAAUUCCAGAAGGCUUUCGGGGCAAACGUGUCUUAGUGAUCGGUCUUGGGAACAGUGGCGGAGACAUAGCAGUAGAGCUGAGUCGAACAACAUCUCAGGUAUUUCUCAGUACUAGAACUGGAGCCUGGGUUAUCAGCCGCUCUUCACCUGGGGGCUAUCCUCUCAAUAUGAUGCUGUCAAGAAGAUACCUCAAUCUUAUUGAACAAGUUGUGCCUUCGUUUAUCCUAAGACGGAUUAAUGAGAAGGCGCUCAAUAAAAGAUUUAACCAUGAGAAUUAUGGAUUGGGUAUUACAAAAGGGAAAAGCCCAAAAUACGUUGUGAAUGAUGAGCUGCCUGCCUGUAUCCUUUGUGGGAUAAUCAAGAUGAAAGCCGGAGUGAAGGAGUUUACAGAAACCUCUGCUAUCUUUGAAGAUGGGACAGUUGAAGAAAACAUUGAUGGUGUGAUCUUCACUACAGGAUAUGUGUUUUCUUUUCCCUUUCUUGAAGAACCUCUCAAAAGCCUGUGUACAAAAAAGAUGUUCCUGUACAAGCAGGUCUUUCCCUCCAACCUGGAGAGAACAACAUUGGCUUUUAUUGGCCUGAUCGGUUUAAAAGGGUCCAUCCUAUCAGGCACCGAGCUCCAAGCACGAUGGGCCACACGAGUUUUCAAAGGGCUCUGUAAGAUACCUCCAUCCCAGAAACUGAUGGCUGAAUUUACUAAAAGGGAGGAGCUCAUUAAAAGGGGUGUGAUAAAAGAUACCAAUGAAGAAAAAUUCAACCACAUUUCCUACCUGGAUGACCUUGCUGCAUGCAUAGGGGCUAAGCCCAACAUCCCACUCCUGUUCCUCAAGGAUCCCAGACUAGCUUGGGAAGUCUUCUUUGGACCGUGCAGUUCUUACCAGUACCGCUUAGUGGGCCCUGGAAAAUGGGAUGGAGCCAGAAACGCCAUCUUCACCCAGUGGGACAGGACUCUGAAGCCUUUAAAAACCCGAAGAGUAUCCGAUUCCUCCAAGCCUUCUUUCUCACACUAUUUAAAAGUUUGGGGUGCACCUCUCUUACUUACCUCUUUUCUGCUUAUCUAUAAAUCCUCACGUGUUUUUAAAUUGGUGAGAGAGGAACUACAGAAUAGAAUUUUCCCUUACCUAGUGCUAUAGUUGAAGUGUCUUUCUCAGAGUUGAUGAGUUGUGGAAUUGGUCUCCAAUGUGAUAGUAUUGGGAGGUAGGGCUUAAUGCGAGGUGAUUGGGACAUGAGGUUCCACCAUCAUGAAUGAUUUAGUGCCAUUUUGGCAGGACUGAGCUAUUCACCCCAAUAAUGGGUUCUUACAAAACGAAGUCUCCCCUCAUUUUGCCUCUUUUGCACUUGCUUAUUUGCUCUUCCACCAUGCUGUGACAGAACACAAGAUCGCCACAGAAACUGUCACCAUAUCUUUGGAUUAUCCUGUCUGUAGCAUAAUGAGCCAAAUAAAAUUCUUUAUACCUUA